CCGAGUGUUGGCAACAGGGGCUAGUUGGCUGGGUUGGGCGGCAGCUGGGUUCUCCCCGGGGACCUCGCAAGGACCUCGACAGUCAUGGCCGCGCUGGAACGCCCCAACAGGAGACACUAGCGCCGUGGGCCAAGGUUUAUACACCGGGCGGAGUGCGCGGGCGAGAGGGUGGUGGGUGGAGCGCCGACGAGUGGAGGGUGGAGAGGCGAGAGGGCCGGUGUGAGGGGUGGACGGUGAGCGGGUGUGCGUUAGUCAUUGUGCGUGUGUACUGGCGUAUCCUUACGAGUGACGUGACGCACGGAAACUAAAAAAAAAACACGAAAAAACAAAAAAAAAACGGGAAGCAGAAGUACGAACAUAGCUAGCUGGCUGUUGUGCGGUGGUUCGCCUUUCCUUACACCGUGGCAGAUGGCGAGAGGCACGCGUGCAUGAUACGGAACAUUACAUAAGGGAACUUCUGCAGAAGAACCGUAAAGAUGAGCGUGAUGUGGGGCCGCUUCUAAGACAAAAGCGUGACGGGAAAUACGAGAAAGAAAUUGCUUCCCAUUACGUUUGGUACGCGCAUCGCACGCAUCAAACCCGCACACACACACACACACGCGCUCGAGUACAACCCCACAACAUACAUCUUACGAACAACAAUCCACCAACAACAAAACGUAGUGUAAAAUGCCCAAAAUUCUGGACAGUGACAUCGACUCACCAAUUGCAAACUUGAUCAAGCGCACGACGCCGACGGCGACCAGCAGCAGUAGUAGUUCGAGCAAGCAAAGCGUGCAAUACUCGACCGACACCACGACCAACAGCGAAAAGUCGGACGGCCCGUUCGAGGCGAUCGUUGGCCGCCAUCAUCACCUCGUCAGUGGCGGCGGCAACUCCAACUCGUCCUCGUCCUUCUUUUCGUCCGCCUACGACGCGAAGGACGGCUCGAACGAGGGUGGUAACAGCUACGGUAGCGCGUCGGCGGCAGUAGCGGCGGCGGCGGCGGCGGCAGCAGCGGCAGCGGCAGCAGCAGCGGCAGUAGCAGCGGGAGGGACGGGAGGGGCGGGCCCGCAGCCUCCGCCUCCACCUGCCCAACAUGGUCAGAGUGCGUUCUUUCAAUCAACCGGGCACCCGCGCGGAAACCAUCGUGGGGAGGCGACCGAGGGGGGUAAGGCAGGAUCCGGGGUCACCCCCACCACCGGCACCGCCUCCGCCAACGCCUCCGCCACCGCCGCCACCGUUGCCCCCGCGGGGCCCGCGGAAUCGCGCGUCCGGAAGUACCGCCACCAGCAGUUCAGCAAGAACAUCUACAUUGGCACGAAGAAUGCGGAGAAGUGGGACACGCUCCGGAAUGUGCUGCUGUUCAAGAAUGAUGUAGAAUUCGUGUCAUUUCUGCUCAAGCUGGCAGAGAGCAACUGCUGGAAGAAGGACUCGCCGCUGCUGAACGGGUUCCACAGCGAAACGCCACCAGUGAAGACCCAAGGUGCAUCCAGCAAGGGCACACGGACCAAGUCAGGUGGCCGCUCGAAGCAGCAACAACAGCAGGAGCAGCAGCACGAUGAGCACCAGCAGCAGCAGCAACAGCAACUACACUCAUCAUCAAUCAGCUUCAGCAGCUCAAAGCCGACCGCCGGCGGUGGAAAGAAAACCAAGAAAGUACAAUUUAACAAGAGUGUAAAUAUUAUCCAUAAGCUUGACGACAACAGCAGUCGUGGAGCCGGCAAGGUGUCCUUCAGCGAGCGGACUCUGGCGGACGAGCCCGCUAACCUGCCGAACCACGACGAGGAUACGGCUGCUAUGGCAGAGGAGGAUGAGGCCGUGGAGGAGGAGGACGAUGACGAGGAAGAGGAGGAAGACGAAGAUAUGGAGGGAGAAGAUGACGAUGAAGAGGAGGAGGAGGAAGAGGAGGAGGAUGAUGAGGAAGGUGAGGAGAAAGAGGCACUGACAGAUAAGUCCAGCGAAGGAGUGCCCAAGAGCGAAGGAGAACGGAAGAAGUCGGAGGCCUUCCUGGACGAAGGCAAGGAAUCGGAAACCAACGCCAGCACCAGCCAUGACCAGCAGUACUUAAUGGAUGACCUCGUGAAGAAGACGAUACGAAAAGCGCUUCCACCUCCGGCGAGUUUGCAGCAGCAGAGCAACGACGUACAGCAGGACUCGAUCAGUAGUACCAUGGGAUCGGUGUCUGAGGACUCGCUCAACACCGAGACGGAGGUGCUGGACUAUCGCAUAGCGGAGAAGAUCAAGACGGAGUUGGAGGAGAAACAAAAGCUCGAACGCAAGACGCACAACGCGGAGGAGUUGCCGACUACUUCGAACUUCUUCGACCAGUGCGAGUUUGAGCCGGCGUCGAUGGAGGAGAAACCAUCGGUGCCACACGGCAAGAAAAGCUCUACAGGUGAACGAUCCCGGUCAAACGCGUCCCAGGAUCCUGCGGCCUAUCCGGCAGGUGCACGUAAGCGAGGUAAGCGAGCCCACGCAGCGGACACGGACACGGUCGAUCUGCACAUCGAGUACGAGGAGCAGGAGUACCGGCCUCUACCGGUCUUGAGAGGGACCGCUAGCGACGGAGGAUCUAUGGAGAAGGCAACCUUCGGUGGUCAGGCUAAACAGUUGCAACUUCAGCACGCUCUGUCGACUCAGCGGAAGACGAAGAGUGCGGGUUCGGCAAAGAACAAGGUGUGCGCUGGGUGUAGCAUCAAGCACGGUGCAGAUAUGUGCCCGUUGAAUACACCGGUCCGAGCAAUCGGCAACAAAAUCGAGCUUAACCAGUGGCUGGAGCAGAACGAGGAUCUGAUCAAAAAGCACAAGCUGUUCCUGAAACCGGCCAACAACGGCGAUGAGAUGGAUGACGAGCUGGAUGAGCACUACGACGAGGAUGACGACGACGAGGACGAGGACGUCGAUGAUGACGACGAUGAGGGUGGUGAGGGCAGCAGGAGCAACGCGAAACUGGAACUAACUCCCUCCUUUUCGGAAGUCUCGCUUCCGCUGGAGUUCGAGCUGAGACUCUGUCCACAAUCGAGCUCCAACAGCGCCAUCAGCAGCACUACGCACACCGAGAGCAUGCAACAGCAGCAGCUGCACCAACAAGAGCUUAAUCCACUGCAGGAAUCCCAACAGCAGUCGCAGGAUCAGGAUAUGAUGACUGAGGAUAAGGGAUCGCUUCCACCGCCGUCGUCGUCGUCUGGAUUCGCUGGACCACUAGUGCUGGAGCAGGAUCAGGUGCCUCCAAAGAGUCGAGCAAUUAGUGGGCACGGUCUGAGCAUCUACACGACCAGCUUUAUCGCGAAGUAUACGAAAAUCGGCCCGCUGACGGGGCAGAUCGUGCGCGAAACGGAAAUUCAGGACGACUGCACGAUGCGCUACAUAUUUGAAACGUUCGAUGGCAGCAAAUCCACGUAUACCAGCACCGAGAACAAGAACCUUUCGAACUGGUUGCGCUAUAUAAGGCCUGCUAGGAAUCGCGAUCAGAAGAACUGCGUUUUGCAGGUGUAUGAUAGCGCCAUCUUCUUUGUUACCAGCAGGGAUCUGGAGCCAGGUUCCGAGCUGCUGUAUUGGAGUAACGAUAGUAACUCCGCAUGGGGCAAGAAAAAAAUGGAGAAGACUAACUGCGGCGGCUGCAACCUCAAAUUUGACCAUCCUUUUUACUACCGAACGCAUUGUUCGGUUUUCCAUGAUCCUGGAUUCAGUCUCACGAUCAGGAAGUACCACUGCAAGGUGUGCGGAGCAGCUGUUUUAGGCAAAGAAAACAUAAUGAAACAUGCCGAAAAGCUGCACGAUGGAAAGGGUGCAUAUCAGUGUCAAUUUUGCCAAAAGUUUUUCUUGCGGUUGAACUACUUGGAAAUGCACAGAACGUACGGUUGCAGCGCAAACCCUCAACGCACACGUCCGCUGUGUGACUUCUGUGGUAGAAAAUUCUGUCAACCACAGAAACUGAAGGUCCACAUAAAGCGGAUGCACAGCGAUAUGGCGGAUGUGUUGCGCGAUUUCCAGUGCAAGCUAUGCUCGAAGCUGCUCGGGUCACGUGCCGCUCUGCAGCGCCACUCGAAGGAGGUGCACAGUCGCAACUCAGCCGUAGUCAGUUGUCCGCGCUGUCAAAAGCUGUUUCAGAAUCGAUCCAACCUCAAAAUUCACAUGCUCACUCAUUCUGGCGUGCGGCCAUUUAAAUGUGCUGAAAACGAAUGUACGGCUGCCUUCACCACUAAACAGUGUCUACAGUUUCAUUACAAAAAGGUGCACGGUUACACUCAAGAACAGAUGCCAAAAAUCGAGCGCAGUGUUGCGUACACCUUCGAUGCUUACUCUGGAGGCUUAAACGAUGGAAUUAUCGACGAAGUACAGCGCCGUCAGAGACACAAGUCAUCCGCAUCUGAAGAGGGAGGCUAUGGCGGAGAAAAGGUCGAACGUAAGAAACGCUCUCGUCACCUCAAUCAUUUCGACGAUGUGGCGCUUCAUCAACAGCAACCACAGCUUCAGCAACAGCCAGACCUUUCACACGGACUGCACCAGGAGACCAGCGAUCAAGGCAAACCCUCGACUCAACAUCUCCAGCAGCAAUCACCUUCACAGCAGCAACUGGAUUAUCCCAAUACACCUCCCGCAUCUCAGCGCUUGUCAACCGCACAUCAAUCAAUCGCCCAGCAGCACCAGUUGGUGCAGGGGUUGUCCAACGCCGACGUGCUCCAAAAAGACAGUGAGCUACACCAGCAGAAGCUGCUCAGGCAGCAGCAGCAUCAGUUGGCGUUGCAUCCGACGGAUGAGCAGCAGGAAAUGAGUGAACAGGCCGGUGGGCAGAUCUCGCAUCCACAGCACGAUGUGCAUCCCGAUCAGCACCAUUCGGCACUAGAAGAUCAGGUGAUGUCGAAGGGUGAUCAGGACGAACAGGCGCUGCAUCAUCAUCACCAGCAACAACUCUCUCGUCUACCGUCGCCGUUCUCAAACAAUCUGCUUAAGACCAAAAACAUCCUUGAAUCCUUUAACGAUCUUUGUCGGAAUGAAAGCAACUUGUCGCUGCUAUCUACAAAAAUCACUUCCAUACUCAAUAAUAACUUGAAGGAUAUCGCAAAGGUCGCUGCAAUCGGUACGUCUGCCGGCAGCAAUGGUGGCAGCGUGGAGGAUAUUAGGAAGAACAUCAUAGACCAGCAAUCGCUGGAUGAAAGCCGUGGUGAUCGGCUUGAGGACAUGCAGCACCUGGUGCAUCCACUGCCGGAUGAGCAGUCGAAGCCAAACAGCUUGAACGUCGGCCAGUUGCAUCGUCUCAACAUAUCAAACCAGCUAGACGCGAACGCGGCUGCCGCCCUGCAGUAUAAGGCCAACAGUGAUGAUGAGAUGAAGACUGUCAACGAGGUGGACAACAACUUUGUCGAUAUGGCAUCGCUCGCGAGCAAUUUGAAGUAUAAAGAAUACAUCAAUGGAGGCGGUAACGCUAGUCUCGUUAUCAGCAAAGGCAGUAAGAAGUGGAUCAGUGACACAGACCAGCUGCCGGGUGAUGGGCAACAAGCGGAAGCGGGAGUUAUGCUGAGUACCGUGACCAGCCGUGACUUCCUCACCAAGUUAAUCAUGAACGGAAACGUGAACACACCUCCACCAAAUGUAGCAGACGAGGAGGAGGAAGAUGACGACAACUCUACGAUACUAGACGUUGUUGAUUCGAACAACCAAAACCAGCAAAGCUCGCACUCGCAGAUUCAACAGUACACGUCGAAUUUCACCGGGCUCAACCUGCCCGACCUUCCAUCGUUCCAAAGCCACGCCUUCCAGGGCCACUUCAACCAUCAAACGUUGCUAGGUUCGUUUUACAACAACUCUAGUGCUGGUACAGGUCGCAACACAAUCAAUACGAUCCCGACGUCCGCGAGCAUGCUGGUGGAGGCGGCUCUUAACUCUGUGAGCAACAUAAUUACGGAAGCGGAGAUCAGCACAAACAACCAGAGUCAGGGUCUUCACCUCAACCAUAUCGACCCUGGCGGUGGCACGGACACGGGCAAUAACAACCUCUCGACCAACUCCUUCAGCACGAGCAACAUCGACGAGACGGUGGACGACAUGAAACUUCUCAAAUCGCAUCACUUUUCCAUGCAAAUCAACUCCAUCUCGCAGUACUCUGCGCAGUCCCCCAAUGAUACGGGUAUUCUGUCUAUCCGAGGAGCUGGAGGUGGCACCGUCAGUCGACCGAAGUCGCGUGAGAAGAUCACCAUGUACGAGGACAACGAAAUGCUGAGCUACGAAAACCAGCACAUGAGCCAGCAACUGCAGGGCACUCCUCACAAGCUGACGUCGAGCGUUGAUUCCGUGCGUAGCGCUCUGUCACCUGAGCAAACUGGUGACUUCAGCUACUCUGCCACGCCGACUACCUCCGUUCGGCAUAUAGUGAGCGGCUCACCUGUUCGCUCAAGCUCGCGACAGAUUUACGCGGAGCAUGAUCUUAUCUCGCCAGCAUCUACGCCUUCGCUGCCACGCUACGAUUUCGGACCCACGGAAAGUGGAUACAACAGCACACGUCGUCAAGAUGCUAAAACGAUGAACUCACUCACUCUGGAAAGCUUCGAGUCAAACCUCAAAGACUCCCACCAUAUGCAGCAGCUAUCGAGCGAUGAGGACAACAGUAUAGUGAUUGCCGAAAACCUCUCCGUCAACGCAGUGCAGGCGGAAGAGAAGCUGAAGCUUUCUGCUGCGGCUGGUGCUACCACAGCUAACAGCGUUCCCAGCGCUGGAGCAAGUGCGACGGAAUUUAUCCAGCACCAGAAGUACGGUGACGCUGGACGUACGAUAGGUGGCACUAACCUGCCCACCACCACCGACAUGCGCCUCAAGUACGGCAACGAGGAUAUGGUGGACUUCCAGCGCAACAACAUCGGUGACUCGUCUGAUUUCCAGGGGCUGGACAUGUCGUCUCGGUCUUCUAUGUCAUCGUAUCAUCACUCGAACUUUCAGCUAUCGACGCAAACAGGUAGCAAUCUGCACUUUAACCGAUAUCACCAUCACAUCUACGAUAUACUGAGCGAACGCGAGCAACAACAACAACAACCCCAACAGCAGCAGCAGCAGCAGCAGCAGCAGCAGCAACAACAACAGCAACAGCAACAACAGCAGCAACAACAACAUGAACAGCAGCAGCAGCCUCAACAGCAUCACCAUCAGCAGCAACAACAGCAAGCGCAGCAGCAACAUCACCAGCACCAGCAUCAGCACCAUCAUCAUCAACAUCAGCCACAGCAGCAGCAACAGCAAACACAGCAACACUCGCAACAGCAGACUCAACAACAGCAAGAGGCAUUCCAGCUAGAGCAAACGCAGCUGCAGCAUCUCGUCCAAGAGCACGUCCAAAACCAGGACUCAGACGCAGAUCAAUCAGUAACGGUUGACUUGAGCCGCAGUUCAAACUAUCUCGUGCAAUCAUCCCCAACACCGGCCAUCUCGUACAGCAGCCACCACCAUCCGGAGAUGAUUCGCAUGGUAUCACUGGAUUUAAGCUCCAACACCGGUUCGCACCACGCGGUGAAUAAUGGUUCGCAUCACUCCGUACGCCACGCAUCGUUCAUAUCUUCUCAGAUACAGCCUGCUGAACAUCAUCGCCUGCUUGCCGGAGACCAGCUGUCCGCCGGCAACCAUCGCCUGCUUGUAGGUGAUCCUGCGACGCAUCUCAUCUUCGAGCAGAACAACCGAUUGCUUUCUGACGCAAGUGGACAACCUGCGCCUCCGCCUCCACCAGCACCACGUCACGUUGUGUCACCAACACGUGGCUUCGGGGCCUACCAUCAUCACCAUCACCAUCACCAUCACCACCAGGUCAGCUCGUCCAACUACCAUCAUCCGAUGAAGCAGAACAUUGCUUCGCCUCCCAUCAACCAGCACAGCUCCUCGGCCGCUGCUUAUCAUCCCUUCCCGACCUACUACUAA
Anopheles nili is the source of this 7881-nucleotide messenger RNA. RefSeq lists its product as uncharacterized. NCBI's taxonomy places the organism in Eukaryota, Metazoa, Arthropoda, Insecta, Diptera, Culicidae. The coding region runs from base 670 to 7881 and encodes 2403 amino acids. The transcript has 6 exons. The record is from RefSeq and is a predicted model, not a curated record. Gene Ontology annotation, molecular function: protein binding. Gene Ontology annotation, cellular component: nucleus.